Molecule: messenger RNA, 1277 nt
Organism: Coregonus clupeaformis (lake whitefish)
Lineage: Eukaryota; Metazoa; Chordata; Actinopteri; Salmoniformes; Salmonidae
Product: dnaJ homolog subfamily C member 27
Exons: 7
Coding region: 323-1144 (273 amino acids)
Molecular function (GO): GTP binding; GTPase activity
Source: RefSeq, a predicted model, not a curated record
UUGACAGACAAAGCUGUGCAAAACAGCGGCGCUAGCAAAGAAGGCUAGCUAGCUAACCCAUCAAAUGUAUGUUUCACUCGUCCAGAAUAACUUGUCUAAUAUUUAUUCAGAUCCAUAACGAUGCGCAGCUUAUACAAUUGUAAACGAGGUUGUUUAAGAUGGAGUAAAUGUCUGCUAGCCAGCUAAGGCGGGGAGUACUGUACUAAGCUAACGUUAGUUGAAUUCCAGCUUCACAGAACAACAUCGACGACGUAAAUAACAAACAAACAACAAUAUUUAACAUAGCUAACGUUAGCUAGAUAGCUAGCUAAAUCGCAGCAGCAUGGACACGAAUGUGCAGAAGAGACGCGAGAACAAGAAAUCACUGCGUGUGAAAGUGAUCAGCCUUGGCAAUGCCGAGGUGGGCAAGAGCUGCAUCAUCAAGCGAUACUGUGAGAAGAGGUUUGUUCCCAAGUAUCUGGCCACAAUAGGGAUUGACUAUGGUGUCACCAAAGUCCAGGUGCGAGACAGGGAGAUCAAAGUGAACAUCUUUGACAUGGCAGGACACCCCUUCUUCUACGAGGUUCGUAAUGAGUUCUAUAAGGACAGCCAGGGAGUGGUGUUGGUCUACGAUGUUGGUCUGAGGGAGAGUUUUGAUGCGCUGGACAACUGGCUGGGGGAGAUGAAACAGGAGAUGGGCUCCCAGGCUAACAUGGAGAGCAUCGUUUUUGUCGUCUGUGCUAACAAGGUGGACCUGACUAAGCGUCGUGUGGUAGACGAGGGAGAGGGAAGGCUGUGGGCGGAGUCUAGAGGGUUCCACUACUUUGAGACGUCAGCACAGAGCGGAGAGGGCAUCAGUGAGAUGUUCCAGGCGUUUUUCUCCUCCAUAACGGACAUGUGUGAGAACGGCGGGAAGCGCCCGGUGGCGGAGGUCAGUGUCGGCUUCACCAAGGAGCAGGCCGACACCAUCCGACGCAUACGCAACAGCAAGGACUCCUGGGAUAUGCUGGGGGUCAAACCUGGAGCCACACGGGAGGAGGUUAACAAGGCGUACAGGAAGCUGGCAGUGCUGCUGCAUCCGGAUAAGUGCGUUGCCCCGGGCAGUGAGGACGCUUUCAAGGCCGUGGUGAACGCUCGCACCUCCCUGCUCAAGAACAUCAAGUAGUCGCCAGCUAGGGACUUCAGUCAUCAGCUCACCCUGACCCCUAACCCCUAACCCCUCGCCAUGAUGCCUCCUUUAAUACCACCCCCUUCAGAACAUCAUCAGCCUCUCUACCCUCUCCCAACCCCCAAAACUA